Molecule: messenger RNA, 1073 nt
Organism: Brassica napus (rape)
Lineage: Eukaryota; Viridiplantae; Streptophyta; Magnoliopsida; Brassicales; Brassicaceae
Exons: 2
Coding region: 271-753 (160 amino acids)
Source: RefSeq, a predicted model, not a curated record
UAGAAAGGUGCUAUUUUGGUCAUUUUAGUUUUUGAGUGCUAACUUUGUGAUAUAAACUUAGAAAUGUGCUAUUUUGGAGAUUUGCCCUACAUUUAUUCUGAGUUUUCCAUUCAAUAAUCCACUUUUCAUGCAUAAUGAUUUCGAUAUAUCUCUUCGUUCACCCUCAAACCGCCUCGAACUCCAUCUAUAAAUAUCGGCCAUCACUUCCCUUCACCUCGCAUCUGAAACAAUUUGCUCAAACAUACGAUCUCCUAGAAGCAACAUAUUCAGAUGGCGAAUUCAUACACUCUGCUUGCGAAUUUGAGAGCCGGUCGAUGCUCUAAUACUGCUGAGGUCCGCUUGCUGAGGUUCUGGGAGGCCAGAAAUAUCAACAAAGGAGGGGAGCUGAUGAGUAUUGAGAUGCUGCUCAUCGAUGAGGCUGAUACCAUGGUUCAAGGGUGUGUUCCUGCUGUUCACCAACGUAAGUUCAGGGAACGUCUUACUGAAAGAUCAGUUUACACUCUCAGCCGGUUUGACGUUACACGCAGCAACCCGAAAUUCAAGUUGACUGAUGGCCCUGACUCCAUCCUUUUCAAUGAAGGAACUGAUUUUGAGAAGCUUGCUGCCACUGCUAGAACCAUACCUACAGAACAUUUUCGCUUCCGACCACAUGGACAGAUUCUUGAGUUAGCAAACACCUCUAGACAGCUCCCAGGUAUUUCUUUCCUUAAUAUUAGAUUUUUUUUUCUCAUUUCGCACUGUAACUUAUCAUAAUAUAAUACCUCAGAUGUUAUUGGGGAGGUUCGUGCAAUUAGGAGCACCAUCACGGACCGUUUACCCGGAGCACAACGCGUGAUGCUUACUCUUCGUGUGGAGAGGUAUUUUGUGUGUUAUUGUAUCUGUUUGUUAUUAUCGUUUACUCUAUCUACACUGUCUGACAAUGUUACUCAUAUUAUUUGCAGUGAUGUAUCGGGUAGAAGAGCAUUCCAUUUAAAGUAGCCUCAUUUGUCAAAGUGAUAAAACAGUCAUAGUGGUUUGUGUUCUCUUAGAUAACUCCACAUUACUGUUGGCAGGCAAGUUAUACUUGAAUGGAA